AUGUUGCGGUUAUUAUCGAUUGAUAGGAACCUCUGUGUUGCUGCAGCAUAUAUACCUGUCCAAGAAUUCCUAGAAGAAGAAAGCAAGGGACUUGUUUGUGAUCCAGUUGAUGCUGUUCCAAAGCUGAGGCCAUUGAAGCUGGAUGAUUUCAUUCAUUCGAAAGCCAAGGUGCGACCAUCAGUUUCCUAUGAUUCGACUAGCCUGAAGGAACUGCAAGAUUGGAACGAUCAAUAUGGUGGGGGAGAAGGAACGAACAAGGCUUGUCUGAAAAAUCUUGCUACAAAUUCUUACGAGAGGUCAUUUAUUUCGGGGCUCGUCCGCCCCGACGAGAUUGGAGUCGAGUUUAAGGAUGUUGGUGCCCUUGAAGACCCUUGCAAAGGGAUGCUGCUUUUUGGUCCCCCUGGAACUGGAAAAACCCUUAUAGCAAAGGCUCUUGCUACCGAAGCACGGGCCCACUUCAUCAAUGUUACUCCUUCAUCCCUUGGAUCUAUGUGGUAUGGGGAAGCCGAAAAACUUACGAAGGCACUAUUCACCUUGGCUGUCAAGUUGGCUCCUACAAUUAUUUUUCUGGAUGAGAUUGAUGCUUUGCUUGGGGCUCGUGGUGGAUAUGAGAAUGAGGCCACCAGAAAAGUGCGGAAUGAGUUUAUGUCAGCUUGGGAUGGAUUAACUUCAAAUGACAGCCAAAGAAUACUUGUCCUUGGUGCUUCGAAUAGGCCCUUUGACCUUGAUGAUGCUGUCAUUCGCCGCAUGCCAAGAAGGAUUCAUGUUGACCUACCAGAUGUGAAAAAUAGAUUGAAAAUACUGGAGAUACUUCUAGCCAAAGAGGCUCUGGAAUCUGGGUUUGAUAUUAAAAAACUCGCGGAGGCUACUGAAGGGUAUUCCGGGAGUGACUUAAAGAAUCUGUGUGUGGCUGCUGCAUAUAAGCCUGUCCAAGAACUACUUGAACAAGAAAGAAAGGGUAAAAAGAAAGAUGGAGCUCCAGCGUUAAGACCACUGAAGCUAGACGACUUUAUUAACUCCAAGGCCACGGUGGGGCCCUCGGUUGCGUAUGAGUCGAGCAGUGUGGUCGAGCUGAGAGAAUGGAACGAGCAAUUCGGUGAAGGAGGAAGCAGGAAAAAAUCAAAGAUUUUCCAGACCUCCAAUGGAGGAUUCAAAUUUCAUUCCUGA
Molecule: messenger RNA, 1167 nt
Organism: Striga hermonthica
Lineage: Eukaryota; Viridiplantae; Streptophyta; Magnoliopsida; Lamiales; Orobanchaceae
Source: the annotation of a GenBank genome assembly